Molecule: messenger RNA, 3688 nt
Organism: Mya arenaria
Lineage: Eukaryota; Metazoa; Mollusca; Bivalvia; Myida; Myidae
Product: vam6/Vps39-like protein
Exons: 26
Coding region: 75-2717 (880 amino acids)
Biological process (GO): autophagy; vesicle-mediated transport; endosomal vesicle fusion
Cellular component (GO): membrane; cytoplasm
Source: RefSeq, a predicted model, not a curated record
CAUACACUGAUCGCUUUCAUCGAUAAUUAUUGAUAUGUUCUUGUAACUAGAACGACUAGAAACUUCGGUUUAAAAUGGAUGCAUAUUACGUGGAAAAGAUUAUAAGUUUUAAAACUCUUGGAAUUGCAGCGUCCUGUAUAGCCGCGCAUGGCGACAUUUUGUUGGCGGUUGUUGACACCGAACUUAGAGAGUAUAAAGCUGAGACCAGUUUCGAUGCCUCAAAAAACCGGGACAGAGUAGGUCACAAAUGUGUCACUCACAAUGUUUUCAACACUGUCGUGCGAGAGAUGAAAAUUGUCCCAGAAAUCAACCAGGUUCUCAUGGAUUACGGCGAUGGCUUGCACGUGCACGACUUUGGCGACAACUACGAACAUAUACUGGACAUACCAGAUACAGAGGGACUUACAUUCUUCGACGUUUUAGUCAAAGAACAAGUAGAUGUACUGAAAAAAAUUCAGCUCGAAAUUGAGGUUCAACUCUGUCUUGUCAUUGGCAAAAUCCUUAAGGUUUUUGAAUGGAAUGGCAAGGAGUAUGUUGAAAAACAUGUCGACUUGAAGCUUAGCAGGCCCGCCAAAGCUGCCAUGUGGUGUGGAGACAAUAUUGUCAUAGGGUUCAAGGACGAAUACAUCAUUGUCAAGCCUGAUAGCGGGAAAAUGAAGGAGGUGUUCCAGUUCGGUAGUGGGCAGACAGAACCAGUUAUGCUACGAAUACCUGGGGACCUCAUCCUUCUUGGCUAUGACGUGAAGUCGCUCUUUGUAAACAGACGAGGAAAACCGGACAGGGAUGCGUAUAUUCAGUGGACAACAAGGCCAAGAUUGCUGUUCUACGACUCCCCGUAUGUGAUUGCAGUUAUGCCAAAGCAUUUGGAGAUAAAGUCAGCACAGCCAAGCAUCUCUAUACAACAGAUAUAUAUGAAACUCGCCAAAAAUGUCUGCAAAGGAAGGGAGGUGAUAUACGUUCAGACAGAGACAAGCGUUUACAUGUUGACUCCUCGACCCGUGGAAGACCGCGUCAAAUACCUUUCCCAGCAUUACUGCUUCGACCUUGCCAUUCAGAUACAGAUGCAAAGCAGCGAGGCUGCUGGUCACAAUCAGUCUCUGAUUAACUCCAUUAGAGCUCACCAAGGGGUUUACUUUUUCUGCAAGAACAAGUUUGUUGAGUCCAUGGAAAUAUUCAGCAGACUGGACACUGACAUUCAUCACGUGAUUGGUAUGGUCUCAAGCCUUCUUCCGUCGAGCUGGCGCAACCGGAUACAGUACCCAGAAAAAAUCCCAACGCUUCAUGAAUCUGACCUUCGACUUGCAUUUGAGGCAAUGGAUGAUUACCUUACUGAGAAGCGAGCGGCGAUCGUGUCUGGAGGAGAGGACGUGUUUUUCACGCCAAUAUGGCCACACAAGGAUAACGUGACUCUGAAGACGAAGGAAGAAGCGUUAAUAGUUAUUGACACGACAUUGUUGAAAAUAUACAUUCAGAUCCGAGAAGAACGAGUGGCACCCCUGUUGAGGCAGCCGGACAACAAGGUCCACGUGCAGGCGGCGGAGAGGGCUCUGGCCAAGAGCCACAAAUACACAGAGCUCAUUAUUCUGUAUGAAGAACACGGACGACAUGCUGAUGCCUUGCAAGUGAUGAAAAACCAAUCAAAGAACACCAAGUCAUCACUCCAGGGCUUCGAGUCGACGAUACACAAACUGCAACAGUUGGGCACUGCACAUCUAAAUCUGAUAUAUGAGUGGUCAAAAUGGGUGUUUGAAGUCAACCCAUAUGAGGCGCUUCAGAUAUUUACUGAGGAUGUACAAACGGUCCGCGAGUUACCACGUGGCCAUAUUCUCAGCUUCCUGGAAACACUCGACACACUACCGAUGAUUGUCAUCCAAUACCUGGAGCACGUGAUAUACGAGUGGGGGGACCAGACUGAGGAGCUUCACCAGGCGCUUGCUUCUCACUUGAAGAAUGCCGUGCUCAAGGAGUACCAGGACUCCCGAAGUUUUCACUACAUGCCGCCAUGUGAUCGUGAAAGUGGCGGGAAAGAAACCGGAAUGUUGACUCUGUACCGUGGGAAGUUCCUGCGCUUCCUAAACAAAACCAGCCUUUACCAACCUGACCACGUGCUCACCCAUCUUCCUAUGAAUGGCUUGUUUGAGGAGAGAGCUGUGUUACUAGGCCGCCUGAAGAAGCACGAGCAGGCCCUCGGUAUCUAUGUCUACGUGCUCUGUAAGAUUGCAGACGCUGAAGAUUAUUGCAUCCAACACUAUGAAGGCCAUAAAGACGUGUACCUUGACUUGUUAAAAGUGUACCUGUAUCCUCCAAAGCCGCUCAGCCUGGGAAUACAAGAAUUCCGUAGGGAACCAAAACAGAAGUUGGCCGACGCCCUCGCGAUGCUGGAGACCCAUGCUGCUGAAAUCAAUCUUUAUAAGGCCGUUUCCAUCCUACCCGAAGACCUUACCAUAAAGAAACUUCGCUCCUUCCUCGAGGUGGCACUAGAAGCGGUCAUUUCUCAGAACUAUAUGUGUCAAGUUCAGAAAAAAAUAGAACGCCAACAUAACAUACAGAUAAAUAUUUUGCGGAGAGAACUUUGUUGCAAAACACCAAUCAAAAUUGCCGAUGAGACAGAUUGUCCAAUUUGUAAAUUCAAGAUUGGCAAGACAGUGUUUGUCCACAGUCCAGAUAAAACGAUAAUUCACCUAGGAUGCAAUAUUCAGAAAAACACUUCUACUUAACGGUAUAUCGCCCAAUGGUUCAUCAGUGAAUGCCAUAAAGGAUACGUAGCGGCUGCCAACGAAGCGGCUGCCAACAAAACGGCUGCAAUGCUCUAUAUUUCUAAACCCAUUAUUCAAAGAAUAUCUUGAUUUGCUACCAAAAAAAUAGUAAAAACGGUGUGUAUGUAGAACUUCGGACCAUUCCCUGUUUAUUGAGAAAGGUCGUCUGUUUAUUGUAGUAUCACUCCAUUUAAAGUAUAUCUUGACUAUGCCCCUUGAUUGAUGAGUUCUAAUUACACGCUUAUAUUUGGUGCACGAUUUUCCUCUUCUUUUUCAUCUUUUUUUGCUAUUAAUUUGUUGUAUAUACAGUGAAAAAAUUAUCAAAUUGAUUUCUUGUACCAUGUUGGAGAGAGUUACUUUGUUUUCGUAUGUACAUUUACUCCCAUAUCUGAACGGUAUCCAGUAGGCGGAGCUUAACCGUUCAAUAAGUACCGUGCGUAUAAAUUACAAUGCUAUAAUACACACGCUAGUUAUUGAAUGUUGUCCUUGACAACAUGGUACAAAACAAGUAGUUUAUUGAAAUAAUUGAAAUAAUACCUUUUGAGCUAAUUUCAAUAAGUCGGAUAGCGGGUGCAGUUAUUUUGGCAUAUUGUCUUGUAUUUUUUUCAAUUACUUUUUGCAUACAUAAUUAUAUACUUUUAUAUUUGUGUACUUAAGUCGUGUUUUAAGUCCAUAUAAAUCAAUCAUAAUGAAUAGUGUAUGUGGAUCGUCCAAAGCCGGGUACCAUGUUUAAAGACAACAUAAUUUUAUAAAUGCAUGUACGUCUUCUAAGGUUUGGAAACUAUCAAGUAUGAUGAAUUAUCCACGUGAGUCGACGAAGGUCCGAAACCAUACACAAUGAGUUUUAGAGCGACCGGGAUGUUUCAAACACAUGGCAUUUUACAUAACUUCAUGUUAUUUGAUAAUUAAAGAUCACCAAAAUAAACGAAUUC